This is a messenger RNA of Anopheles nili, 6960 nucleotides long. RefSeq names its product rootletin (gene Root). The record is from RefSeq and is a predicted model, not a curated record. The transcript is spliced from 11 exons. NCBI's taxonomy places the organism in Eukaryota, Metazoa, Arthropoda, Insecta, Diptera, Culicidae. The coding region runs from base 43 to 6960 and encodes 2305 amino acids.
CUGGAACUGCUGGAACAAACCGUGGCACUGGAACGACGGCGCAUGUCAGGAAGUGAUGCCGUUAAGGUGUCAUUGGUCGAAAUCGGCGAUCUAUGCUGCGCUACCAAGGUGAACGAUAAACAAAUUAUCUUCUGCACCAACCGGGCCCCCAGCCGGGUCCUUACGGGCCCGUACCCUAAAGGGUGCGUUAGAAAAGGAUCCGAACCGGUCGCGGGCGGUUCAGUUCCUCGUCAGUUGCCAGCCGAAGCGGAUCGGCCAUCCGGAGCAGUUGAGCAGUGCAGCGUUGCGGUAGCGGUUGGUGUGGACAGUGGUGAGCUGGUUGAGAGCUUGUUCCUGGCCGGAGUGGACGGAUACGGUGGUUGGUUGCGCGUGCCAGAAGUGGAAUCGGAACCAAAAGUGGGAGUCCUUGCGAGCGGUGGUCCUGCCGGUAUCUGGAGUGCCGGGAACCGGGCCGAUCGUCGGGAGACAGACCGUGACGGGGAGGAUUCGGUGCGACUCAUCUUUGACACCAAUACUAACAACCGGCGGACGUCUGGGGUGCAGCAGUUCGAGCAGUUCUGCGUCCGGUGCCGUGUGUAUCUGCUGGAACACUUUGCAAAGUUUCGCAACAACGUUGGCGUGAUGUCGCGCCUGAGUGGUAAAGAUUGCGCCCCGAGCUUAGGACUGCGCCACUUAGAAGGUGGUGGCGGCGGUGGUGGAUCAAUAGAUCGCUCCAAAAAGCAACCCUUCUCGAGGCCCUUCAACAAGAGCCGCCUUCUGCACGACUCCCCAACGGUCACCGGUGGUGUUGGUAGUGGAUCAACGGCACCACCACCACCACCAACAAGCUCAGCAACUGGCAGGAUGCCCUCAAGCAGCGGAACCGGAAGCAGUGGUUCGCCACCAAGCGCUGCCGACACUAGCGCCCUCAUCCGGCAGAACAACGAACUACGCCACCGGUUGCAGGAGGAAGCGAACAACUACCGGCGCCGGCUGGACACUUACAAGCAGGCUCAAAACAACCAAGCCGCGUUAGUUAGCCGGUUGCAGGCGAAAGUGUUGCAGUACAAGCAACGCUGCACCGAUUUAGAGCAGUUGCCUCCUGUGACUGGGGGUGUAGGGUGUACGGUUGGGGGUAGUGGACGGUACGGUGGUUCCGGAAGUCGUGAACCAUCCCCGGGUUCAAGACAUCCGCAUCACUCACACCACGGACCACCAUCACCAGCGCCACCGUCUGGUGGUGGUGGUGGAGGGAUCUGUCCGGAUGUGGCAGGAGCAGCAGGUCCUCUUAGCCUGCCUGCCGGGUGUCAAGUUGCACGGGAACACGCCCGAUCGCGAUCUCGCUCGCAGUCACCAUGCCGAAAGUACUCCGAAGGAUCGCACGAUGAAAUUCGCCAUCAGCUGGACGAGGAACGAAGACGCUGCGAAAAACUACUGGUCGAGAACUCCUGCCUGCGGCAGCAGUUGGAAGAGUCUCAUCGCACCAACGAAGCAUUAACGAACGAUCUCCAGAAGCUUACCACCGAUUGGGAAAGCUUGCGGGAUGAGCUGUUGAACAAGGAAGACGAAUGGAAGGAAGAGGAACAGGCAUUUAACGACUACUACAACAACGAGCACACACGGUUGCUGAAAAUGUGGCGCGAGGUAGUUCAGGUGCGCCGCAUGUUCAACGAAAUGACCUCCACCACCAAGAUGGAGCUCGGUCGCAUGCAUCUGGAGCUGUCAGGCACGGUUCGUGAGGUGUCCGGAGCCUGCAGCGGAGUCUCGGUAAACCUGAAGCAAUCAUCCAAGUUCGAAGAAGCACAGCAAAUGCACAUUGAGCGCGAGAACAUGGAGCUCAAAUCGCAACUGGGUGAGCUGCGAAUGCAGUACGAGGCGGCCCGCCAGGAGGUGGGUCAACGUGACCAACGCCUCCAACAGAUGGCUCAGGAGCUGAAGCUGCUCGAGGAUCGCUACACGCAGGUUGACAGCCAGGCAGCUCAAGCACACCGCAUGAACGACGAGCUGGAACGGCUGCAGGCCGCCCUUCGCGACAUUGCCCACGCCGUGGUACAGGACGCGGAAACAAGCGCCUCAGCCGACAUGGCUGCCAGUGGAGUCGGUGGAGGAUGUGAGGGUCAACAUCAUCUCCAUCUUUCGCAACCGAUCGUAUCGCCCGGGGUUGCUCCUCGGUCACCUAAACGUAGUUCCGGUGGAAUUGCCGGUGGUGGAAGCCUACGAGCAUCGCAGGCAUUCGCCGAGGGCACCAUCUCGGCCGUUCAGGCCGCCCUGCACAAGUACCAGCUGGCCAUACACGACCUGCAGGUGAAGCUGCAGACGAACAACGACGCGUUGAAGGCGACACGCAAGCAGUUUGACAGCUGCGAUCACGCAAGGGACACGCUGUCCGGUAAGGUGGCAGAGCUGACGGAAAAGCUCGAUUCGGCCAACCAUCAGCUCUCGGAACUGUACAAGGAGCGGGACAGUCUACAGAAGACGCUCGAUGGGUUGCGCUCGGACAAGCACACGGUGGAGCGCGGCAAGGCGGAACUGAACUCCAUUGUCGAUAGUUUGAACACCGAUUAUGAGAAGCUACAGAACGUCAACAGUAAGUUGCAGAAAAUGUACGACGCGCUGGAGGAGGAGAAGAAGAUGACCGAGUUGGAAUUACAGCGUGUGCAUAAAGAUAAAGACAUCCAGGAAAUGAAUUUGAGAGCGGAGGAAGAACGUUGCAGUCGUUUACGGGAAGAAACCAUCACGCUUCGCGAGGAGCUCAAUAAGCUCUAUCUUUCGCGAGACCUGCUCGAACAGCAGCGCAUCGAAUCAGACGGCUUGCUGAACAUGCUCGAGAAGCAGAAACUGGAGCUGGAAUUCGAACUGGACCGUGUGACAGGUGAACGUAACGAGUUGCACUCGACGCUGGAGAAACGCACCGGCUCCAAUGAACGGAUGGAUCAAGAGAUCCGACAGUUGAAAGGAACCGUAGCUCAACUGGACGAGGAACGCAGCAAAUUGCGUGCUCAAUCUAGCGACCAGGGUACUGAUUUGGCAUCAUUGAAGAAAGAAUUGAUUAGCGCGGAACAGGCCCGGCUUGAUCUCGAUUCGGAGAAGCUGGCCAUCAGCGAGCGGUUGAAAUGUCUUGAGAUGGAGAAGGACAAAAUCGAGGCAGAAUUGAGCUGUGUGGCCCGAGAGCGAAACGAACUUAGCAAUCAGCUGGCGACAAUUUCCCGCAAAAAGGAAUCAGUCGGCGAAGAGGUGAUGCGCCUUCGGCAACGGCUCGAACAAUCCAACGAGAUGAACGGUCGACUGAAUCGGUCUCUCGAGGAGCUGGUAAAGGAGAGCGAGGAGAAGACGGUAACAAUAGAAGGACACGAAAAAGAACUACAAAGAUUACAGGAGCAACUUGCUUCGUUACGCAGCGAAAAAGAAUCUCUGGAAGCCGUCCUCUUCGACACCAACACUUCGCUCGAGGAAACCGAAGCCAAAAAGGACGCACUGGAGCGCGAAAAUCAAGAUCUGCUCAUCAAGCAGGAAUCGCACAAAGCGCUAAUAGCUCGCCUGAACAAGGAUCUCGAAAACGCGGAACGCCGUGCGCAGGACAUCAAGAUCCAGCUGACCAACGCAGCCGCCAACCAGGAGGCCGAGUUUCUACAGAAGCUCUCCGCCCUACGUACGUUCAGUGAGGAAAACAUCAAGAAGCUGAACGAGGAGAAAGAACAGAUCCGUCAAUCCCUCGAGAAGCGCAUGCAACAGUCCUUACAGGCCCUGGAGAGCGCUAAGGACACCGAGAUCCGCCAGUUGCGUGAGCAGUACGAAACACUGCAGAUGCACCUGGACGCGCUAAACCAGCAGCAUGAGGAGGUAAUUUUGCGGGCCGAAAACGAGAAGCAGCAGGCGCUGCUGAUCGCCCACCGGGACAAACAAGCCGUUAUCGAGAAGCUCGAGGUUACGGCACGUGAGCUCAAGAAUGAGCUGGAAAAUGGCGAGCGCUUGAAGCGCGAAAUGGCCGCCCGGCAGGAGAAGGACCGCACCACGAUCGGGUGUUUGCGGGAUGAAAUUUGCAAGAUGCGUACCAAGACGGAAGAGGCACGCAUUCGAGCGGAGGAGGAGCUCAACCGGCUGGAGGUGGUUUCGGGCUCGCUUCGUGAAGAAAAGGACAUUCUGUUGAAGGAUGGCGAAGAGUUGAAAGUGCAGUUGCGCCUGUCCGAGGAUCGUUGCGAUGCAUUGAACCAUCAACUGCAGGAUACGCAUCGGAAGCUCAAGGAAGCGGAAAAUAACACAGACGCCACCAGGAAGGAUCUAACCGACACAAGACGGACGCUGGCGGACAGCAACAUCGAGCGAGACAAGUACGCCAACAGCAACAAGGAGCUUCGGGAUCACGUGAAGCGCGUCGAGGAGCAACGCCGUCAGCAGGCUCGCACCAUCGAAGAUGCACUGAGCAAGAUUUCAUCUCUCGAAGAAACACGAAACGGUCUCGAACAGGACAAGGUGCGCCUGCAGACGAUCCUGAAGGAAACGGAAACGAACGUCGGCAAAUUAAACCAGGAACUGACGGUCGCCCAGUCCGACAUCCAGAAGUUCCAGACCGACACAACGCAAAAGGACGCCUCAGAGAAGGAACUGCAGGCACGGCUCGCGAACGAAAGCGACGAAAAAGAGCGCGUACUGGCGGAACUGCAUCAGAUCAAGAAACAAAUGGCCGACCUCGAGGGAACGUUGUGCGCCACGCGUCAGGAACUCGGUCGGGCACGCUGCAAAGCGAACCAGGACGAACAUCGGUUCCACCAGCGCGAACAGGAGCUGUGUGCACGCACGGAAGAAGGUCGUGGGCGCGAAAAACGCCUCGAGGAUCAGAAGCACAACUUGGAGGUGUGUUUGGCCGAUGCGACACAGCAGAUCCAGGAAUUGAAGGCACGUCUCGGGGGGGCUGAAGGUCGUGUACGGGCUCUCGACGAGCAGCUGGUACAGCUCGAGUGCCAGAAGAAGGAAGUCGAGAACAAGCUCAGCUCGAUCGGACACACGCUUCGACGCAUCGCGGGCAUCCAGAUGGAUGGCUCCGUUAGCCUGCCUUAUCGGUUGAUGAGCCCUUCACGCCGUUACAGCCCAGCACGUGGUGGCACUGGAGGUCGAUCCGAAGCUGGAGAUUAUCCUUCAAAUUCGGCGGCCCAUCAUCAUCAUCACCACCAUGGGCACCAUCAUCACCACGGGCACGAGACACGCAGCCUAUCGGGCGAGAAUGUCCUGAUCGACGUUGACCCGGAGAUGGUACGCAAGGGUGUCCGUGCGUUGAUGCAACAAAUCGCACACAUUGAACGCGAGCGGGAUGACUUCAAGGUGCAACUGUGCACCGCCCGUAAGCAACUGCAGGAAGGUGGUGACGCGCAAGUGCGUCUCGAAGCGAAGAUCACCAAACUACAGCAACACGUGCGCGCCGUACACGAGGACAAAACGAAUCUCGAGGCGCGACUGGCGCAAAAAACGACCGCAUUGCAAUCGGUGGAGGAGACACUUCGUCAGAAGUCAGACGAACUGACGGCUCUGCGUGAGAAGGCGGCUCAGCUGGAGCAAUCUCUCGGUAGCACGACCGAAGAACGGACCCAUCUGGAGGAGCGGUUGGACAAAUGUCGCCAGACAAGUGCCCGGCUUGAAUCCGACAAGCGCCAUCUGCAGGAUGAACUGGCUCGAACGGAAGCACGUGCUUCCAAACUCGAUCUUCAGCGAGUGGCACUCGAGGGUGACAUCCAGCGAUUGCAGAUGGCAAUGCAGGAGAAGGACUGCACGGUACGCAACCAACAGGAACGGCUCGAGAACCAGCAACGUUCGCUGGCACAGCUCGAGGAUCGUUGUGUUGCGCUGAAGAGCACGGUUGACCAGCUAAAGGAGCGUUUGCAGGCAGCAGCCAUCACUGAGACGGAACUACGUGGUGAAAUCUCUGGUCUACAGCGACACAACGCCGAUCAGGGCCACACGUUCGCGCUGGGACAGGAUAAGCUGAAGCAGCUGCAGAAGACACUCACGGGCAGUGAGAACGAACGACGUGUGCUGGCUGAACGGCUUGAUGCUGCUCAGCACUCGAUCAACGAGCUACGGCGAAACCAGCAGGCGGCUCAAGACGGCACGACACGCUUGCAAGAGCAGUUGGCCGAAUGUGAGGUGCAGAAAUCCACACUCGAGAGCCAGCUACGAUUGGCCAAGUGGAACCAGGAGACGAGCGAACAGCUGGCGGCAACGGGUGGUGUGGGUGGUAGUGGUGGAGGUGCCGGAGACCAGGAGCUAGCUCGCCAGCUGGUCAACACACAACGGGAACGUACCGAGCUACGCAACAAGGUGGAGGCGUUGAGCGAGAAGAUCCGCACGCUGGAAGGUGACAAACGUUCCGGAAAGUAUGAUCGAGCAGAGAAAAAGUCCACCGGGGAGUACGAUUCAAACCGGCUUGAAUCAAGCGCCUUUAGCUGUGGAUUGGAUCACAUCCAGCUGGAGCAAGAAAGCCGCGAACUUCGCAUGAAGGUGCGCCGUCUGGAGACGCUGUUGGCGGAGAAGGAAGCGGAACUAGCGCGAUCCCGAGCAAAGCUACUGGAAUCGCCGAGCAAAAGCAGCAGUUUAGGAGGUGGAGCCGGUUCCGGUGCCGAUGUGGAGCGUUAUCGCAGUGCUCAGGUGCAGGCCGAACGACUGCUAGAUGCACGAGAGCAAUCACACCGACAGCAAGUGACCCGGCUCGAGAAUCAAAUCACGAUGCUGCGGGAACAGUUGGCGCAGGAAGCGAAACGUCGCCAGCAGUACAUCCUGCGUAGUUCGCGUGCUGGACGAGAGAUGCAACAGUUGCGGCAGACAAUCGGUGAUUCGUUGAGGAACGUGGCGCAGGACCCGCUCGAUACGGGUUUGCUGGAGAGUGAGGCGCGUCGACUGGAUAGUGCGGUUACGAUGAGCCUGCCACCGACAACGUCUUCUGGGCGAGGCCGGGGAGAGUACGACCGUAGCCUGAGUCCUACGUUCCGUUAG